AGGAAGGAUUUCCCAACCGGAAGCGAUAUUCAUUAACUUCCGGGUCUUCACACAUGUGUGAUCUGCUGCUUCCUAGCAGAUAAACUGAAUUUUUCUUCAUCAUUUAUUUGUUGUUCUACUCGUCAGGAUGCAGUUAUGCAGGGUGUGCAGAGAGCAGACACCGAAAUACAGAUGUCCAGCCUGCAAAAUCAGAUAUUGUUCACUUGUCUGUUACAAGAGGCAUAAAGACACUUGCCUUCCUGCUGAGCAGUCUGCACCUGCUGAUCCUGGAGCUACGGGUUCUUUCAACACUGAGACGUGGUCUGUUGAGGAUCUUCUGCAUGCAGAUGACGUCACUGACAAAGUGCCUCUGCAGAGGCUCCAGCUGUUAGGUCAGUCAAAAGAGCUGAGAGAUCUUCUUUGCAACUCCCAUCUGAGACAGUUACUGAGCUCCAUCGACAGCGCCGACAGCAAAGACGAUGCGAUGAAGGCCGCCAUGCAGGAGCCUCUGUUUGUUGAAUUUUCAGAUCGGUGUUUGAAAAUUGUUGAAAAAAAUUAAGCAAAUCAUCAACAUUCAAUGAAGCUGGUGAUUUGUAAAACUGAACCUGCAUCAGUUUGUCUAUCAGAUCACUUUUGAUUCUAUUUUUUUUUGUAUAAAGUCUUGGUAUCGACAUGUUUUAUAGGAAUUUUUGUUGAUGCAGCUUCCUGUCCUGUGCCUUGCAGUGCUACAGUUUGUAUAUAGUGUUCAAAUAAAAGCUGCAAUGUUUUAAAACAAA
Messenger RNA from Sebastes umbrosus (honeycomb rockfish), 755 nucleotides. RefSeq names its product zinc finger, HIT-type containing 3 (gene znhit3). The record is from RefSeq and is a predicted model, not a curated record. The coding region runs from base 128 to 538 and encodes 136 amino acids. NCBI's taxonomy places the organism in Eukaryota, Metazoa, Chordata, Actinopteri, Perciformes, Sebastidae. Gene Ontology annotation, biological process: box C/D snoRNP assembly; maturation of LSU-rRNA from tricistronic rRNA transcript (SSU-rRNA, 5.8S rRNA, LSU-rRNA); snoRNA localization. Gene Ontology annotation, molecular function: protein binding. The transcript has 5 exons. Gene Ontology annotation, cellular component: pre-snoRNP complex; nucleus.